Molecule: messenger RNA, 1263 nt
Organism: Alternaria burnsii
Lineage: Eukaryota; Fungi; Ascomycota; Dothideomycetes; Pleosporales; Pleosporaceae
Product: upf0187-domain-containing protein
Exons: 2
Coding region: 1-1263 (420 amino acids)
Molecular function (GO): chloride channel activity
Source: RefSeq, a predicted model, not a curated record
AUGCUGCGACUUCAUGGUAGCAUCACACCUAAACUCGUCAUUCCGAUUCUGCUUGUGGGUGGUUGGGCCACUGCAAUUACCUGCGUCUCAAAGCUUGUGUAUGACCUCGGCACCGAUCAAGUUUUCAUUACCGUGCUAGGCUUCGUUGUGAGUCUAGCACUCAGCGUCCGCAGUUCCACCUCUAUGGACCGAUACUUUCGAGGCCGACAACUUUGGGGACGUCUUCGACUCGCAUCGCAUAUACUGGCGCGUUUGAUUCGGAUACAUGUGGAAGAGAGACAUGGCUUCGAUGCUGAACUGGGAAAGCAAGAUCUGCUCGGCAAGGUCAGCUGCUUGAACUUGAUCGUGGCUUUUGCUAUCGCGUUGAAGCACAAAUUGCGAUUCGAGCCAGGAAUACACUACGAGGAUCUCAAGCACUUGGUUGACCAUCUGGACACGUUCGCGCAAGGAGCAAAUAUGCCCGCGCUCGACCCUCCGAGCGCUUUCAGGCGGGCUUGCCAGCUCCUCGGCAUACCGAUGGCAACACCAAACCCACGCAGACACGUCAAGAAAUCGGUCGUCCCUCUUGGAGACCUACCCCUCGAAAUCCUAUCUCACCUCUCCGCCUAUAUCAAAGUCCUAUACGACACGGGUACACUGAGAGAUUACAGCAUUUAUCAAAACCAGAGCCUCGACUCACUAACAAUCAUGGACGAGGUAUCGUGCGGCACCGAGAGAAUCUUGAACACACCCCUUCCGCUAGCAUACUCCAUCGCCAUAGCUCAAGUCACCUGGUUAUACAUACUGUUGCUGCCUUUCCAGUGCUUCAAUAGUUUAGGCUGGAUCACCAUUCCCGCAUGCAUAGUCGCAACGUACAUCAUCUUGGGUAUCGCUUUCAUCGGUCGUGAGAUCGAGGAUCCUUUCGGCCACGAUGUCAACGACCUGCCACUCGAUGCCUUCUGCCAGCAAAUUCGUCAAGACCUCCAUAUCAUCAUGUCACGCGCUGCACCUAUCGCCAAUGACUUCAUGGGCCGUAAAGAGAACAUGCCAUUAUACCCACUUUCGAAUCUGAGCACGCGAGCAUGGGCAGACAAGUCGUCAGAGGAGAUACACGUUGCUUUAUCGCAAAGACUCGCCCUGCACUACCCCAUGGUUGAGCAUGGAGAAAGUCCAGCGCCGCCUGCGCAAGUCCAUUUAUGUGGCGUGGAACGUGGGACGGAGAAAGGUGCACCGGGACCGAAUGAGACGACUGGCAACUACAGGAGAAAGUACGGAAGUGUAUAG